AUGGGGUGUGUUCUGGGGAAGAGGGCAGCCGGAGGAGAGGCUAAUACUCGCCGGAAAGGUGAAAAUGGGCGGCGGAGGUUGGGUGGUCGGACUAGGCGCAGUUCUCGAGAGGUUAUUAGAGUUGAGAAGGAUGCAGAAAGGAAGGAAAGGAGUAGUGCAGAGGUUCCGGCGCCGGAGCGUGACCGGAGGAAGUCCUCGGCGGCGCGUGCUUAUUCCUUGCAGAAUUACACCGCUACUAAUGAACAAGGGUGGCCCACUUGGCUUGUGGCCGUUGCCGGAGAUGCUAUUAAGGGUUGGACUCCUCGCCGGGCUAGCAGCUUCGAGAAACUAGAUAAGGCAAUCAGAACAGAAAUCCCUGUUUUAUGUUUGAUUAGUAUCAUUAACAUUAAUUAUUCAUUGAUGCAUGAGAUUGGUCAAGGUACUUACAGCAAUGUGUAUAAAGCAAAGGACUUGAUAACGGGGAAGAUAGUGGCAUUGAAAAAAGUUCGAUUCGAUAAUUUGGAGCCGGAGAGUGUGAAGUUCAUGGCAAGGGAGAUUCUUGUGUUGAGUAAGUUGGAUCAUCCCAAUGUAAUAAAGCUUCAAGGGCUGGUCACCUCAAGAAUGUCUUCCAGUCUUUACUUAGUGUUCGAGUACAUGGAGCAUGAUCUUGCUGGCCUCUCGGCCGUGCAGCAAAUCAAGUUCACUGAGCCCCAGGUGAAGUGCUAUAUGCAGCAGCUUCUCUCUGGGCUUGAGCACUGCCACAAUAAUGGGGUGCUACACCGUGAUAUUAAGUGUUCCAAUUUGCUAAUUGAUAAUAAUGGGAACCUAAAAAUUGCCGACUUUGGGUUAGCUUCUUUCUAUGAUCCUGAUCACAAGCAGCCUAUGACUAGUCGUGUUGUGACCCUCUGGUACCGCCCUCCGGAACUACUCCUUGGGGCCACUUAUUAUGGAGUUGGUGUUGAUCUCUGGAGUGCUGGCUGCAUUUUAGCAGAGUUAUUGGCUGGGAAACCAAUAAUGCCUGGGAGAACAGAGGUUGAGCAACUUCACAAGAUAUUCAAAUUGUGUGGUUCUCCAUCGGAGGAAUAUUGGAAGAAAUCCAGGUUGCCGAAUGCUACUCUUUUUAAGCCGCAGCAACCUUAUAAGCGGUGCUUAAGAGAAACCUUCAAGGAUUUUCCACCUUCUGCUCUCCCUUUGGUUGAAAGACUUCUUGCAAUUGACCCAGAUGAUAGAGGCACUGCUACAGCUGCAUUAAAUAAUAAUUUCUUUACCACGGAACCUCUUGCUUGUGACCCAUUAACGUUACCGAAGUAUCCUCCCAGCAAGGAAAUGGACCUCAAAUUGAGAGAUGAAGAAGCCAGACGGCAAAGAGGAUUAAGCGGGAAACCACAUGGUGUUGAUGGUGCCAGAAGACUGAGAUCUCGUGACCGGAUUAGUCGAGCUGUUCCAGCUCCAGAGGCUAAUGCAGAAAACCAAGCAAAUUUAGAUAGAUGGAGAGCCUUGUCACAAUCUAAUGCUAAGAGCAAGAGUGAAAAAUUUCCACCACCACAUCAGGAUGCUGCCGUUGGGCACCCACUAGAUGGAUCAAAUAACGGCCCUUUAUCAUUUAACAUGGCCGAUAGUUCUUUUGGUUCUUCAAUAUUUGAUCGAAAGUCUCGAUCUUUUAAGAGUAGUGCAGCGGCUAGUGGUGGACCUUCAAGACGAAAAACAAAGAAAGAAGAACCUCAGAUGGCUCCAUCUCGAAGGAUUUUGAAUGCCUUCCUUCCCUCAUCAGUUAGGUUAUCAAUGGAUCUAAGGUUCAAGGCAGAACAAUAA
This is a messenger RNA of Oldenlandia corymbosa var. corymbosa, 1791 nucleotides long. NCBI's taxonomy places the organism in Eukaryota, Viridiplantae, Streptophyta, Magnoliopsida, Gentianales, Rubiaceae. The record is from the annotation of a GenBank genome assembly.